Messenger RNA from Meira miltonrushii, 1623 nucleotides. RefSeq lists its product as uncharacterized. The transcript is spliced from 2 exons. The coding region runs from base 94 to 1623 and encodes 509 amino acids. The record is from RefSeq and is a predicted model, not a curated record. NCBI's taxonomy places the organism in Eukaryota, Fungi, Basidiomycota, Exobasidiomycetes, Exobasidiales, Brachybasidiaceae.
GUGGAGGUAAAAUUAGAGUCAUACAGCGUGGGGGGUUAUUUAAGAAGGAAAGCAUUCUUCUCAAUUAUACCUUCAUCCUCUCAUAGAACAAGGAUGGAAGCAUAUCACAGCGGGUACGAAAGAUCAUCAAGCAGUAAUCUAGAAUGGAGCAGAGAACUAGGAGAUACGGAAUAUCCCAUGGUAAUGGCAAUCGGAGGGGAUGAAGCAAGUAAGCCAGGAAAGAGAAGGGAAAAUCUUCUGAUCCAUGCAAUAGCCCAAUUCACAACAGCAACUAUUUCAGUAGAAGUGCUGUCAACUCAGUUCAAAUCUGCUUGGACUGCUCUCAGGUUGUUGCAUUCUCCCGAUAUUGCUACCGAAUUCGAAGGCAAGAAUAAGAUUUAUAGAUCGCCUGCAAAUACAACAGAGUUGCAAACAUGGCUAGAUCGUACGUUUGAAGUGAUCGAUAUAGGCGAUGAGCAAGGGUCAGAGAGCGUUAGACAGGCUACGGCGAGGAAGAUCAAAGAGCGUCAAGAACAGAUCGAGCUGCUGCCUACAUGCACAGUCAUCUUACACCAAAAAGGAUCACAAGUUGUAGAAGGAGCUGUGAUUCUAUUUAUUAGUCAUUGGAGGAUUGAAGCAGGUGGAGCAUUGGCUUUGAUUGAUCGUUUGGUCGAUAUGACUGUCCAACUCGUUCGAGAUGGUGAAGAUUGCGUUUAUGCCAAAGCUUUGAAGAAGUUCACUUAUGAUGGAAGUGAGGUCGAUAAACUUACGCCAACUGUAGAGGAUGCAUUGAUGCCCAAAGACACUCAAUCCUCUUCUGCAUCAAAGGAAAGGGUGGCAAGAAGGCUAAAGGAAAUGAGUGACAAGAUGUCAAACAAUUUGCAUGUUGCCAUAACAAGUGACGGAGCCAAUGCUGAUAAGUCGCCAUAUAAGAUCAACGAACGGGUCUAUUCAGCUUCGUUUACAUCCACAUUGGCCAAAAAAUGCAAAAACGCCAAUGUUUCUGUGACUUCAGCUAUCCAUGCUGCCUAUCUUUGUGCCUUGUACACAGAAGCGACAGACAAACAAGAGAAGGUUACUUAUGCUUCAAUCAUGCCAGCUCAAGUGCGUACUCGGAUAAACGAUGGUAAAUCUCUAUUGCGUCAACAAGGAUGUUGGAAUGCUGCUCUGAUGCUCUUUUUGGCGCUUGAUCUUGUUCCGAUACAAGAUGGUGUUUUGGACUUGAUUUCGGUUGCAAGAGCACUCAAGCAACAAUAUCAAAUAGCAACUGGAAGAGACUGGUUAUACGAAGAUGCACGUCAAACAUCUGUCCAACUGAUCGAAUUCUUUACCCAAACGAUUGGAAAUGCGCCUACGAAUAAGACAGCGAGAGUAUUGGAUAAAGAAGUGAUUAAUAAACAACAUGGAGAUGAAAAGGCGAACCUUCAGAUAAACAAAAUUUCUGCUUGGGCCGAUUCAAUCGCUUCUGGAAUGGUCAUGCGUGUUUGGACAUUUGACGGUCGAUUAAAUAUUCAAUUAUCAAGUAAUCAAGCAUGGCAUAGCGAAGAACAAAUCGAGAGACUUCUGGAUCGCACCGAAGAGGAGCUAAAGAAAGCUUUUGAUUUCGUUGUCCGUGCGGAAGAACAGAUUAUAGAUGCAUAUUAA